CGUCAGUAGUGUUUCAUCCGCCGAGCGAGAGCGGUUUCGAAACAUUUUGUACCGCGCGUCCUCGCGGGAAAACGAUAUAUUGAAUCUCGGAAGCACGCGAAAAGGGGGGUUGGGAUCGAGCGUGGGCGAAGUGUUGGAGCUUUCCACAGCAUUCAGUGUUUAGAACGUUGACGUAGAAGACGAAGUGUGAAAUUUGUGUGAAACGGUCAAGAAGCGGCCGUCGAGAGGAUGUGAACACCUUAUAAUUGGACCAAUUUUCAGUGAGUGGAAAACGCCUAUCGGCGACUGGUGCUGGAUUUGAAUAAGUGCUUCUGAAAUCGGCGAACGUAGCAUCUUUGUGUUUCCAAGUGAGGUGAAAAACGACGUCAUCGUUCCUAUGCCGAAAAAUUGGCACGGUGCGCAUGGUUUAAGUUGGAUGUGCAACGAAUUAAGUCAUAGAGAGUGAAAUUUACGCCUCGUCUGAGGUCGUAAGUCUAGUCGAGUGGUGAAAACGAUCGAAACGAAUCAACCGUGAAUCAAUCAAGAAUAAAGAUUUUCCAGCAGACAAAUAACGUGCUAGGCAUAGAACUGCAGAAAAACUCGUAUAUAUUUUUCCAGGAUUAAAAUACCCAUCGACCUUCGUGAGAGAAAUACAGCGCUAAUCCGUGCUCGGUAGAAUAAUGCUACUCAACUUACCUAUACUGGCCGGCGCCAACGCGUAAUAUGAACCAGUCCGAUGGCGAUAAAGCAUUGAGUAACGAAAGGAAGAAACUUCUCAACAAGAAGAAAAUAGUCCAGAGCAAACAUGUGCCUGACUCACGAUCUUCAACUGGUGGUAGCAGCGGUCUGCAUUCGUUCUUCCGUUGGUUCAGAAAGGACAAAGACCCGGACCUCGAACUGCCGGAGGUGGUCAACGUUGCCCACCUGCAGAGGAAUUUUGCAGCAGGAGCUGUGCCUCAACCCGGUUCGAGUGGUGGUGUGACCAAAUCGAAAGCUCUCAACGAUUCGCACAGCGAAUGCUCGUCGGACGAAGUGAGCCAAAGUCAGAGUAACGGAACGCAUAGUUCAUCGCCGAGUCCUAGUCCACAGGUAGAAUGCAACAAUCUAUCGAAAAGUUCAAGCUGUGAUAGUAUCUUAAGCACGGCCACCACCGGGUUCGCAUUUGUGCCACCGAAUUGCUAUGAAGCGGUUAGUAAACCCACAGAGCGCGUCAUUAAUCCAGGUCCGUACACUGAUAGUUAUAAGCGACGCGUUCGGGAGCGAGAUCGUACCCGGGAACUUGAUAAGAAGUAUGAACUAACGCUGCGCAAAAAGUAUAAAUUGUUUGCAAAUCUUCGAGAAACGGCUUCUGCAUCUGAAAAAGACGCUACAUUAACAAGAGCUAACCAGAAGACCGUCUAUGUAGACCUAAGCUUACCGACUGCUCCAAAAGGAGUGUUGGAAUCCUCAGACGUAGAAAAAAGCGAAGAAGCCAAAGAUAUCGCGCCUAAGAAACAUCGCAGAACUGUAAGUGACAGCUCGAAAGAUAAGCGAGCUGGUGCGUAUGUUCACGUCAAAGGUAAAAGACGUGCUCCGCCUCCGCCUCCACUGAAUCUUAACGCCAAUACCGACACUCUCACAAACAGAUCAAACACAGGAACACUUACAAAUUCAAUCUACAGUACUUUGUCUCCCGGGUCUACCCUAUCCCGGAAGAAGAGACCAGCCCCACCACCUCCAGUAUCUCCCGUUUCACCGACCCUAAACGAAGCAUCGUCAUACACCAGCCUCUUUGAGGACAAAGAAAUCAAAGCUAUCAUUGAAGGAACCCCCCUGCCGAGAACUCCAGAUCCGACCAUGCCUAUGAGAAUAACGCCACUUCCGGGGAUAUCCGAAGAACGAACUCCUGGAGGCUUAACAGAAGAGCAGAAGCAGCAGCUAAUCGACAAUAUUCGCAAGGUUCAAGCCCCUCCAGACAGCGAUCCUCCUACGCCUACGAACAACCCACCGCCAACCUUUAUGUUAACGAACAACGACGUUAUGAAGCUGGAGGAAAACUUCAUAAACACGAACGGAACUCGAUCACCAAUCCACGACUAUCUAUACUCCGAAGCCAUCGGCAAUACGACGAAACCCAAUGUCCCUACAUCUCCGAUAUCCCCGAGGCCGUGGUAUAAACGACCGAUUUCAGGAAUGAAACAUCAGGAAAGCACUCUGCCAUUCAAGAAGGACAUCAUCCUUAAAACGAUCGACAAGCGCAAAUCUAAGCUCAAGGACAAAGAAGAUCUCCCCGAAGUUGGCUACUGUCGAAACUCAUUGGUGGAUAGUGGCUCCGCUGUUAACGGGCCGAAGUUCAAUCUCUUCGCAAAAAUUGUAGAAAAGUCGGAUGACACCAAGCGCCGGGAAAGAGACAACGAGAAACGAAAAUCUGGAAUAGGGAUCCCCAGUAUCAGCGAACUGGAUCGUGAAGCCGCGGAGAUCAUUAACAAGGAGAACGCGGCAAAAUUGAACGAACAAAAAACGGUCAAUGAACUGUACUUCUCUGCUCCAGAACAGCUGGUCAAACGAAGCCAGUCAUUCAUGAAGAAAGAGGAACAGUUGGAAGAGAAUUCUCCAGAGAGCAAGCCAAGGUCAACGAAGGAUUUGAUAUCUAAAUUUGAAGCAAACUCCACGAAUAUCAAUAAAGUCACGGUCAAUACAUCCUUCGUUCCGAAGAGAGACUAUUUCGGGGCAGAGAGGAAGGAGACCUCUCCGGUGAUACAAAUACCGUCCAUUGUAGUUGACAACGGAGUAGCUCCUCCCCAUGCUCUCUCCAAAACGGGAAGUGACAAGAACUUAUUGGGUUUAUGGUCCUGUCCCUAUUGUACCCUAGAGAAUCCGAAUUGGCGAAUCAUCUGCGAGGCAUGUGAACGAAUCAAGCCAUACGACAAACUUAGUAUAUUGGAAGAACCACCUUUAAGACCGAACCAUCCAUUGAAAAAGGCCAUUCCGGAACCGAAGGCCCAACUAGACCUCCCACUGCCAACGGCAGCCACCGAAGAUUGGGACAAAAAGACUGAACGUGUUAUGAAGUACUUCAUGCCGAAACCGACACCGACCAUGGGUAAUGGAUCCUUGGCAGCAUCUGAAGUGCCUAAGAAAUCAUUCGGACAAGCAAAAAUGCUUGCCUCGCCGAAAAUGGGCAUCAAAAGUCUGAUGAAUGGCAAGUCACCUCCCGAAAGAGCAAAUGGGUUCCGAAACUUCAAUUCUGUCCCUGAAGGAUUCAAUUCUUGCAAUAAGUUCGAUGAUGAAAAACUCAAGGAAAAUGCAGUGAUUGUGACCACCACUCCUGUGCUAAUAGCUCCAUUGGCAUCUCCAGAAAUAGGUGAUUGUAGGUUUGAACAACGUCCUAACGUAGUGAAGGAAGCCGUAGACUUGGAAGAAGUGCGAAGUGCUAGAAUAGCUAGGUUCAGUACACAUUUGGAUAGUGCUAGACCAUCCAGUCCAACCGACCCCUUAACGGAAACCCCUCCCAGUAAGGUUGCAGAAAUGGACGAUCAGGCUUUGGAGAGAGAAAAAGAGCGUUUACGCGAGAUGAUACGAGCGAUGAACGCCAAGGCCUUGGCGGACAAGUAUCCAGUGCUUCAGAAACCGCCAACUAGCAGCGGUCCGUCUAAGCGCGAGUCGCCAUUGGUGCAACGUCGGAACGGGCUUGUGUCAGGUAUUCCAAUCAGCACAAAAAGUCCGAAACCUAUGCGAAAAGCAAGCCCUACUAUGGCUCGAAGACCUGCACCAGUGGAAGAACAUCCACCGGUCGUUGCAGAACCAUAUAAACUGGGAGCGAUCAGGAAAACUUUCAUCCGCAAACCAGAAGAAGCGAAACCCAUCAACAAAUUAAUGGAAACCAAGAUCAUCAAUAAAGAGAUACAAGCUUCAUCGAAUAAAAUUGAGCAAAGUUCCGUGAUUCCAGAGACAGUGAAUGAACUAAGUGAACCACAGUUGGUGUUGGCUAACGAUGUUCAGAAAGUGCACUACGUAGCUAUGGAUGAGCAGCAAUUCAAGACACAGCAAACUCAUCGAAACAGUGCACCCGUGCAAAACCAAUUAUCCGACCAACAGAACGAGAAGGUGCGUCAAAUAUCCAGACAACUUCGUUCGGCGCAAGGUGUUGAGAACUUCAAGAAUACGCUCAAAUACGCGGGAAUGCCGAUGAAUAGAUCCAACACCCUAGCGAUCAACAAGCUACUCAGAAGCUUGGAAAUCGCUAUCGGAGAUGGAGCUCACGAUCGAGCCGCCAAGCUGGCUAUGGAUUUAGCCAAAAUGAAGGUUUCUCUUUCCGUUACGAGGCAAAGUCCAGGUGGAUCCGACACGGGUUCUACCGGCAGCUUAACGGAGAUUUGCAUUUCUUUCUACAUCAACGAUAAAUCAACCAGAAAAGGUCCGAUGAAGAUAAGUCUGCCUUCGCACACUACGCUGCUUCAAUUGAAAGAAAAGAUCAACAAGGACUUCGGUAUACCAGCGCAGGUUCAACGAUGGAUCUACAAAGAUCGACAAUUAUGCGAAGAGCAUAGAACGUUGUCCGAGUACGGAAUACAAGAUAGCGACCAAGCUCUGCAGUUAUUCAUUGUCAAUACGGUUCCAAUGACUCCGAAGGAGUCGGGUGUGCCAUUGCCGAUAAACAAGGUGAAGGUGGAACAGAAGACUGCCCCAAUGGUAAUGACAGUGCAACCACAAUUCAGUCAUGCAGAAGCUAAGAUGCUUACAGUUUCGGACUCAGACGGUGAAUGCUCCGACACUCAAAACGAUCUUCAAGGUGAAGAUGAAUCCAUCCUGGGUGCCACAGCUCUUCCUACUAUUAUGGAGGACAAAGGGCCUCAGAACGAUACCGAAGAUGGAUGGGCAUGUCCUCUGUGUACGCUCAUAAAUCCACCGAAUCGACCCGGAUGUGGAGCAUGUUCAGAAUCUCGCCCGACGUCCUACGUGGUUCCAGCACGGUAUCAAACAACGGAGGACGAUUUUAUUCCUGAAGAACUGAAACGAUUCAUUGAAGAUGAUCUGAAGAAACCAACACCGGCGGUUCAGCUGCGGAACAUGCCAAAGGAAACAAGAAAUGAUCUCAACCGUGUGUCCAGCAAUCGCAAAUCUUCGGACAUCUUCAAUAUUCUUCUGGAUGAAAACAAAGCCACCGAAACGCAUCACACCAGGCCGAAUACCAGUGAUUUGUUAACAACGAGGCACAUACAAGUUCCGGAGCAAAAGAACAUUAUUAUGACGGCAUUUACAAGUCCCAACAUUACACGAAACAAGUAUCGCGGCGUGGACAACUUCAACCCGAAUACGUACAACAACGGUAAUGCGGCAACACCGAAAGCCGACGGGCCUAUCAUAACGACUGCAAGCCCGAUUGUUAGAGCUGUACUGCUCAAGGAGAAUCCUGACAAACCGGUGAAAUUCGGUCGCAAUGGACUGGUCAUGCCCGAAGACGAUAGCGACGUUACGAAUCACUACAUGGAGCUGGUCAAUUUGGAUUCGGCCGAUCUGAUUGCCAACGUGGAUCCAUUCGAGUGUCCAAUUUGCUUCGGGCAGUACGAGCAAUACGAAGGCAUCGUUUUGCGCGAUUGCUUGCACACGUUUUGCAAGGAGUGUCUGGUGAAUACGAUAAACUACAGCGAAGAGGCGGAGAUCAAGUGUCCGUAUAUGGACAAUGCCUACAGCUGUGAGAGUGUAAUCCAGCAACGUGAAAUCAAAUCCUUAGUGACAAAGGAUAUGUAUGAGGCCCAUCUGGCGAAAUCGAUACGCCAAGCGGAAAGCAAGCUUGACAAUACCUUCCAUUGUAAAACACCAAAUUGUCGCGGCUGGUGCAUUUAUGAGGACAAUGUGAAUCAGUUCAAAUGUCCCGUUUGCACAAUAGUAAAUUGUCUUACGUGCAGGGCAAUCCACGAUGGGCUGGACUGCAAACAAUACCAAGACCGAUUGAACAGCGACUGUGAUACGAACAUCGAAGCGAGACGAACCAAAGCCGUGCUUCAGGAGAUGGUCGACCGAGGAGAUGCGAUCGUGUGCCCCACGUGUCAGGUCGUCAUGAUGAAAAAGUGGGGCUGCGAUUGGCUCAAGUGCAGCAUGUGCAAAACGGAGAUCUGCUGGGUCACACGGGGACCUCGGUGGGGCCCGGGGGGAAAGGGUGACACCAGCGGUGGGUGUCGCUGCGGGGUAGAUGGGAAAAAGUGCCAUCCAAAGUGUAAAUACUGCCAUUGAAAAAAACGUUCCAGAGGUCGGGGAGCCUACCCUCUGUGUUGCAAGUGAAUAGUAAUAGAAUAAUUGAAACAAUUUUUGAUAACGAUAGUAAUAUUACUACUGUUGUAUUGAACAGAACAAUGCCAAAGAUGUCGGUUUGAUUGUAAUGCCUCGUGAAAAAGUUGGUAACAUAUUUUAUCACAUCGUAUUCAACAGGAAAAAAUAUAACUUUUGAGAUAUCCAA
Molecule: messenger RNA, 6415 nt
Organism: Aedes aegypti (yellow fever mosquito)
Lineage: Eukaryota; Metazoa; Arthropoda; Insecta; Diptera; Culicidae
Exons: 8
Coding region: 703-6192 (1829 amino acids)
Biological process (GO): proteasome-mediated ubiquitin-dependent protein catabolic process; protein linear polyubiquitination
Cellular component (GO): LUBAC complex
Molecular function (GO): ubiquitin binding; ubiquitin-protein transferase activity
Source: RefSeq, a predicted model, not a curated record